AUGCAGCGACCAGCCGAGGAGGGUGGCUACGACUUCUCGCGCACCGGCGAGUGCAUCAUGCGGCCGCGGAAGCAGUGGCCCAAAAAGCUGAGGGAGUGGGUGGCGACCAGCAUGAACUACACGGCCGAGGAUGCUUUUCGCGACCUUCUGGCUGCCGCCCCAAAUCAUGGGCAGGGUCGUCUGCUCAGCGCCGAGGAGAUGUUCGCCGAAGAGGGCUUCCUGGGUAGACUAGGAUCAUGGCUCGAGCGUGCUCACAAGGCAGCGACCUCCUUCCCCGUGGGCCUGUGGACGCAGGAGCUUCACGACGACUUCCUCAAGCUGUUUGGCUUCCCAGUCCUGGACUUCUUUCCCGGUGUGCCCUACAUCGGGAAGCUUGGAGACACGGAGCUGUGA
Messenger RNA from Symbiodinium sp. CCMP2592, 393 nucleotides. The record is from the annotation of a GenBank genome assembly. Lineage: Eukaryota; Dinophyceae; Suessiales; Symbiodiniaceae.